Erinaceus europaeus (western European hedgehog) is the source of this 1632-nucleotide messenger RNA. It is a transcript of the gene SOCS1, whose product is annotated as suppressor of cytokine signaling 1. NCBI's taxonomy places the organism in Eukaryota, Metazoa, Chordata, Mammalia, Eulipotyphla, Erinaceidae. Gene Ontology annotation, cellular component: phosphatidylinositol 3-kinase complex. Gene Ontology annotation, biological process: phosphatidylinositol phosphate biosynthetic process; intracellular signal transduction. Gene Ontology annotation, molecular function: 1-phosphatidylinositol-3-kinase regulator activity. The record is from RefSeq and is a predicted model, not a curated record. Bases 248 to 817 code for a protein of 189 amino acids. The transcript has 2 exons.
GCGUGGCCAGAGGGGGCGUGGCCCGGGGCGUGGUCGCGUCGCACCGCCCGCCUAUAAAGGCCGUGCGCAGGGGCGGGCGCCGAGCAGAGCGAGCUGCGGCCCGUGCAGCGGCAGGGCUCGCGGCCCCGGAGCAUGCGCGACAGCUGCCCCGGAGUCCCCCGCCGCCCCGCCCGCGGCGCCCCGCGCCCCGCCGCCAGCGCACCCCCGGACGCUAUGGCUCACCCCUCCGGCCGGCCCCGCGUGUAGGAUGGUGGCGCACAACCCGGUGGCAACCGACCAUGCGGCGUCCACGGCAGCCGCGCGCCCCGGCCCGGCCCCGCCGCCCGCGCCCGGCGACACGCACUUCCGCACGUUCCGCUCGCACGCCGAGUACCGGCGCAUCACCCGCGCCAGCGCGCUGCUGGACGCCUGCGGCUUCUACUGGGGGCCGCUGAGCGUGCACGGGGCGCACGAGCGUCUGCGCGCCGAGCCCGUGGGCACCUUCCUGGUGCGCGACAGCCGCCAGCGCAACUGCUUCUUCGCGCUCAGCGUGCGCAUGGCCGCGGGCCCCACGAGCAUCCGCGUGCACUUCCAGGCCGGCCGCUUCCAGCUGGACGGCAGCCGCGAGAGCUUCGACUGCCUGUUCGAGCUGCUGGAGCACUACGUGGCGGCGCCGCGCCGCAUGCUGGGGGCCCCGCUGCGCCAGCGCCGGGUGCGGCCGCUGCAGGAGCUGUGCCGCCAGCGCAUCGUGGCCGCGGCCGGCCGCCACAACCUGGCGCGCAUCCCGCUCAACCCGGUGCUGCGCGACUACCUGAGCUCCUUUCCCUUCCAGAUCUGAGCGGGCCUCGCGCGGGUGCCCCUCCUCCUGGCCUGGCGUCCCCCUCCUGGCCUGGGCGCGGGUGCCCCCCUCUCCUGGCCUGGGUGUCCCUCCUGGCCUGGUGUCCCCCUCCUGGCCUGGGCUCGGGGUGCCCCUCCUCCUGGCCUGGUGUCCCCCUCCUGGCCUGGGCGCGGGGUGCCCCUCCUGGCCUGGUGUCCCUCUCCCGGCCUGGUGUCCCUCUCCUGGCCUGGGUGUCCCUCCUGGCCUGGUGUCCCUCUCCUGGCCUGGGUGUCCCUCCUGGCCUGGUGUGUCCCUCCUGGCCUGGUGUCCCCCUCCUGGCCUGGUGUCCCUCUCCUGGCCUGGUGUCCCUCUCCUGGCCUGGGUGUCCCUCCUGGCCUGGUGUCCCCCUCCUGGCCUGGGCGCGGGUGCCCCUCCUGGCCUGGUGUCCCUCUCCUGGCCUGGGUGUCCCCUUCCUGGGCCUGGGGAGCCCUGGGUGCCCCUCCUCCUGGCCUGGGCGCCUCUACCCCCUGGGCCUGAAGAGCCCUGGGUCACCCCCACCUCUGUGGUUCCUCUACUCCCGGCCCCCUCCCCGAGCCUGGUGGCCCACCUGGGCCUCAGGAGGGGCAGACAGCCGUACCCCCCUUGUUGUAGCAGCUUAGCUGUAUUCCGGGCCAGCCCGGCGCCUACCUCUUCAUGUUUCUUCAUGUUUACAUUCGUCCAGAAUCUUUGCACAGACCAGGGGUUUGGGGGAGGGUCUCUGGCGCCUAUUUUUCUGCUGUGCAGAAACCUAUUUUAUAUUUUUUACACCAGUUUUGGUAAUAAACUUUAUUAUGAAA